GAGCUGUUUCCGGGGCGGAACACUCCCUGUUUCCGGACUUUCACCGCCAAACUUAAAAAACAAGGAGUUCUCACCAGCUGCAGCUGUGCACUCUGCUCUCUUUGAUUAGUUAGCCUGUUUUUGGUGUAAAUAUCAAAUCUCUGAAAAUGCCUGCUAUACCAAAGAGACCCUGCCCCGACCCAAUGAAUAACUCGAUGGAGAAGACAAUAAAGCGCAUUUCAAUCGAAGGAAACAUUGCGUCGGGUAAGUCUACUUUUGUGCGCCUUUUGGAGCAGGAGAGCGCCGACUGGGAGGUAGUACCAGAACCGAUCGCUAGAUGGUGCAAUGUCCAAACAACAAGCAGCGACUUUGAGGAGCUGACCACGUCUCAGAGGAGUGGCGGGAACGUGUUGAAAAUGAUGUAUGAGAAGCCGGAGAGGUGGGCCUACACUUUCCAGAGCUACGCCUGCAUCAGCCGGGUGCGUGCCCAGAUCAGAUCUACAAAUGGAAAGCUCCAAGAGGCUGAGAAUCCUGUGUUGUUCUUCGAGAGAUCCAUCUACAGUGACAGGUACAUCUUUGCAGGCAACCUAUAUGAAAGCGAAUGCAUGAACGAGACUGAAUGGUCCAUCUACCAGGAUUUGCAUGGCUGGCUUCACCACCAGUUUGGGAAACACAUCGAGCUAGAUGGUAUCAUUUACCUCAGGGCUUCACCAGAGAGAUGCUUGGAGCGAUUACACAUGAGAGGUAGAGAGGAGGAACAGGAAAUCCCCCUGGAAUACCUCGAGAAGCUCCACGACAAACAUGAGAGCUGGUUGCAGAAUAAGACAAUGAACAUGGAGUUUGAGUAUCUCAGUGGCAUACCUGUACUGACCUUGGAUGUGAACGAGGAUUUUAAACUAAACAAUUCCAAGAGUGCUGACAUGAUUGAGAAGGUGAAGGAGUUCUUAUGCACGUUGUGAUGGAAAAAUGGAACUGGUGCCGGAGGGAAUACAUUCCUGGAAUAUUAAGAACAAUGAUCACUCUUAUAAAUUUUUUUAAUGACUGAAAAAUUUGCACUGGUUUUCUUUUUGUGUUUUCUGUUUAACAUUUUUUUUAUGUAUUUAUAAAAGGAAAUGAUAGUAGAGGUUGUCCACCUUUUAUUAAAGGCUAUCAACUUGAAAUAUUAAA
Messenger RNA from Girardinichthys multiradiatus, 1146 nucleotides. RefSeq names its product deoxycytidine kinase (gene dck). The coding region runs from base 147 to 938 and encodes 263 amino acids. Gene Ontology annotation, molecular function: deoxycytidine kinase activity; ATP binding. The transcript has 7 exons. Lineage: Eukaryota; Metazoa; Chordata; Actinopteri; Cyprinodontiformes; Goodeidae. Gene Ontology annotation, cellular component: cytoplasm; mitochondrion. The record is from RefSeq and is a predicted model, not a curated record. Gene Ontology annotation, biological process: nucleobase-containing compound metabolic process.